UUUAUUUCUGCAAGGCCAGUGGUGGUAGUCGUACUUCGCCGGAAGUCCAAAGCUGUCAACGUUGGACACCAAUUCCGGCUCUCCGCCGGAGCUCAAUUUCGUCGUUACCGGUGCAACUACUAUACACUCUCUAAGAUUAUUCGUCAACAACGGGAUAAUAUCAACAAGUUCCUGAUCUUUGAUUGCGCCAAGCUGCUAUAUAGAUCUGCUGUCUUAUUCGAAGGAUGUCCAUCCCUCAGACGAUCCGUUCCCUUCGCACCUCACACUGUCUUUUCCCUCUUUUCUUCCUCUUCAUUUUCUCGUUGGCGGCAAGCUCACAUGGAUCUCCUACUGGAAAUCGAAGAAGUGGGAAGGGGUCAGUGUUUUCCUUGUUUAACCUAAGAGAAAAGAGCAGAUUCUGGAGUGAUGCUGUUAUACGAAGUGGUUUUGAUGAUUUGAAAUCUUCCAGCGCUGGCAAAGCAAGUCUUAUGAAUUACACCAAGGCAGGUAACAUUGCAAAUUAUCUACAGCUUAUGGAAGUUGAUUCCAUGUAUCUACCUGUUCCUGUGAAUUUUAUUUUCAUAGGAUUUGAAGGCAAGGGGAACCAAGAAUUUAAGCUACAUGCUGAGGAACUUGAGCGCUGGUUUACCAAAAUUGAUCACAUCUUUGAACAUACACGAGUACCACAAAUUGGAGAGGUUCUUACUCCGUUUUACAAGAUUAGCAUAGACAAAGAGCAACGCCACGAUCUUCCUAUUAUUAGUCACAUUAAUUACAAUUUCUCUGUUCAUGCUAUUCAAAUGGGAGAAAAAGUCACUUCUGUAUUUGAGCGUGCCAUUGAUGUACUUAUUCGCAAGGAUGAUAUUUCUGAUACCAGGGGUGACAAUGUGGGCCUUUGGCAAGUUGAUGUGGACAUGAUGGAUGUUAUCUUCACCAGCCUUGUCGAAUAUUUGCAGCUUGGAAAUGCUUACAACAUUUUCAUUUUGAACCCCAAGCGUGAUGUGAAAAGAGUUAAAUAUGGCUACCGGACGGGUUUAUCAGAGACAGAAAUAAACUUUCUCAAGGAGGACAAGAAAUUGCAAACAAGAAUUCUUCAGUCAGAAGCGUUCCAGAGAGUGUUCUUGGUGAUGAAGAGACCUUUGUAUGAAAAGCAUCCAAUGGCAAAGUUUGCUUCGACUAUAACAGAAGAUACUGACACGAUAGAAUGGUACAAUUCCUGCCAAGAUGUGCUGAAUAACGUUGAGAGGCUAUACCAAGGGAAGGACACUGCUGAUAUAAUUCAUAGCAAGCUUAUACAGCUGUUAAAUGCGAAGAAUAAAGAUUUGAAGCUUCUUUGGGAAAGGGUUUUGAAAUCUGGGGACUUCAGUGGUCUUCAUGUUGAAUGUCUCACUGACACAUGGAUUGGAAAGGACAGGUGGGCGUUUAUUGAUUUAAGUGCAGGUCCUUUCUCAUGGGGACCUGCUGUUGGUGGAGAAGGGGUACGCACUGAACUAAGCUUACCAAAUGUGGAGAAGACCAUCGGUCCAGUUACAGAAAUUUCAGAAGACGAAGCCGAGGACCAGUUGCAAGAGGCAAUUCAGGAAAAAUUUUCUGUUUUUGGUGAUAAAGAUCAUCAGGCCAUUGAUAUCCUAAUGGCAGAAAUUGAUAUAUAUGAGCUUUUUGCUUUCAAACAUUGCAAGGGAAGGAAGGUUAAACUUGCUCUUUGUGAAGAGCUUGACGAGAGAAUGCAAGAAUUGAAAAAUGAGCUAGAGUCUUUUGAAGGUGAGGAAUAUGAUGAAAAUCAUAAGAGAAAGGCUGUGGAUGCUUUAAAGCGAAUGGAGAACUGGAAUUUGUUUAGUGAUACUUAUGAGGACUUUCAAAACUACACAGUUGCCCGUGAUGCUUUCCUUGCACAUCUAGGUGCAACAUUGUGGGGCUCAAUGAGACACAUUAUAGCACCUUCGAUGGCUGAAGGGGCAUUCCAUCAUUACGAGAAAAUAUCAUUCCAGUUGUUCUUCAUUACACAGGAGAAAGUUAAAAAUGUUAAGCAAUUGCCAGUGGACCUCAAGGCUCUCAUGGAUGGGCUUUCCUCUUUGGUGUUACCUUCUCAAAAAGCAAUAUUCAGUCCGCACAUGUUACCACUUUCAGAGGAUGCCACAUUGGCGAUGGCAUUUUCAGUUGCACGAAGAGCUGCAGCUGUCCCUCUAUUGCUUGUCAAUGGAACAUAUAGGAAAACUGUCCGUUCCUAUCUGGAUUCUUCCAUUCUACAGCAUCAGUUGCAGAGGCUGAAUGAUCGUGGUUCUCUUAAAGGGACACAUGCCCAUAGCAGGUCGACCUUGGAAGUACCAAUCUUUUGGUUUAUUCAUGGUGAUGCACUAUUAGUUGACAAGCACUAUCAGGCUAAGGCUCUCUCAGAUAUGGUUAUCAUUGUUCAGUCAGAGCCAUCAUCCUGGGAAAGCCAUCUGCAGUGCAAUGGGCGUUCACUUUUGUGGGACAUGAGAAGGCCUAUAAAAGCUGCAUUGGCUGCUGUUGCUGAACAUAUAGCUGGCUUGCUUCCUCUUCAUCUCGUUUACAGUAAUGCCCAUGAAACUGCAAUUGAGGAUUGGAUAUGGUCCGUGGGGUGCAGCCCAUUCUCUGUUACUUCUCAGGGGUGGGAUAUAUCCCAGUUUCACUCUGAUACAAUUGCUCGGAGUUAUAUCCUUACAGCUCUGGAGGAGUCAAUACAACUAGUCAAUACAGCCAUUCGUCUUCUACUUGUGGAGCGAACUUAUGAACAAACUUUCAAACUCUUCCAGUCCCAGGAGCGUGAGCUUAUGAACAAAUAUAACUACGUGAUUGUCCUGUGGAGAAGAAUUGCUACCGUUACUGGAGAACUGCGCUAUGCAGAUGCCCUGAGACUGCUGUAUAAUCUGGAGGAUGCAACAAAAGGGUUUGCUGAUUACGUGAAUUCAACUGUCGCGCUUCUUCACCCAAUUCACUGCACCAGGGAACGGAAGGUAGAUGUUGAGUUCGACAUGACGACUAUCCCUGCUUUUUUGGUCGUCCUCUUUGUUCUCUGGUUAGUGUUGAGGCCAAGACGUCAAAGCCGAAGAUCAACUGAGGUAGCAAAUGGUCAAUCAGCAAUACUUUCUACAGGUCUACUAGAGCCAAAUCGCUCUAAUAACCUAACUAAAACAGUAGAACAUAGUGGAGAGAAUCAGUUUUUCAUGUCAUUUGGUCGGCCUAGUGAAAGUUGUAUUCUUUUAAUCCAUUAGAGAUGUAGGAUAGAGGAAAGUGCAAUUGCAAGACUGCAGACUAAAAAUGAUGGAUGGAAGAUCUGAGAUGUAGAAAAUUUAAUUUUCCUUCUAUGUCAUGGAGAUGGGAUUCAAAGGUGCUUGUAGACUUGUAGGUGAUAUACUGUUCUUUUGAUGGCAGUUGAAUUUCAAUCCCAUGUAGUUUGCUUUUGCUU
Messenger RNA from Diospyros lotus (date-plum), 3406 nucleotides. RefSeq lists its product as uncharacterized. Bases 225 to 3212 code for a protein of 995 amino acids. The transcript has 25 exons. The record is from RefSeq and is a predicted model, not a curated record. Lineage: Eukaryota; Viridiplantae; Streptophyta; Magnoliopsida; Ericales; Ebenaceae.